Aplysia californica (California sea hare) is the source of this 2555-nucleotide messenger RNA. RefSeq lists its product as uncharacterized. The record is from RefSeq and is a predicted model, not a curated record. The coding region runs from base 1152 to 2276 and encodes 374 amino acids. The transcript is spliced from 6 exons. Lineage: Eukaryota; Metazoa; Mollusca; Gastropoda; Aplysiida; Aplysiidae.
AGAAGAAGAAGAAGAAAAAGAAGAAGAAGAAGAAGAAGAAGAAGAAGAAGAAGAAGAAGAAGAAGAAGAAUUUAAACUCUGUCGUCUGUAAUCUGCAAUAACUUGCCGUGCAUGCUUGACCUAACUCGUUGUGGACGGACAAGCCAAUAAGAACAACACGACGUUAAGCAUGGACGCAAGGAUCUAUUCUGUUUUUUGGCCGUGCCGGGCAGUUCCACCGCCUAAUCCACCCACCCUGGUGAGAUCAAGUCUGGACCCUACAGUAUAGACGACAGUUGAUGUAACAUUAGGAGCACAGGGGACACGGCUUCUGGAAGUGUAGGGGGGACAGAACAAUAGCUCCGGCUGGUGGAUAAAAUAAUAACGCUCGUGUCACGAUACCCAAGCUGUGAUUCUUGUAUUUUUACUCUUGCUGCGAUCGUUGUGUGGGGUCAUUUAUAGAACGAUUGUAGACCAGUGUAGACAUCUGGUAAUGUGUAAGGAACAUCUGGUAAUGUGUGAUGCUAUAACGGCGGAACCAAUUUUUUUCUGUCAAAGCAGUAUUGCUCUGUGAAAAGUUCUGAGUUUCUCCAGAGUUUCGGAAUAAUUGGGGGUAACUGCAAAGUGAAAGUGUGACUUGGCACGUGUAGGGUAGAAUUAUUGUUAACAAGAAUAUUAUUUCUGGCGUUCACUGGAAAAUAAUAUAUAUUAUUAUGCGAAACAUAUUUUGGUGAUUGUACCAAAAACUUUAUUUCGAUUGGUCUGCUCUAUCAGACAGAUAAUACUUUCCUUAUUUUGCACCCAUCUCGCUAAAACACUGCCAGAAAUCUCAACAAUAGAAAAGGUGGACAGUUCCUAAAUUCGCCCAAGUGCUUGGACAUACGAGAGUUAAUUCAGUUUCUUUGGAAUAAAGGAAAUAUAAUUCCUCAGGAUAUUCUCUUUGAAUCGAAAUUCUACCAAAAAAGAGCCAAGUGAUUGUGCAGAAUCGUUCGUAUUUGGAUAAAAUCUAUGAGUAUGAAACAGAAAACUGUUGACAUUUUAUUACAUUGAUUUAUUCUGAGCCGUGCUUGACUACCAUGAGAUAAGGCAACAUUCACUGUUCAUCUUGGUCCCGUAGGAAAAAAUAAAGUUAAUUUUUGGGAAUUCACCAAAACACUUCCAUAAACCAGAAAAUGGCGUUUCGGUUCCGUUCCAUCUUGCACAGGGUUCUGUCCCGUGACAAGAUGGAGGACGAAAUUCUGAACCGUAAGGAUGACUCACGACCUGCAUUUGCCAGACCCCCGUGCUGUAUGGGCAUCUACCUGGAUGCACUGGACGCCAGACCCGACAAGACACAGACGGUGGGCUCCCAGCAUGCCUUCAUGAUGUCUGUCAUGGAUAAAAUGCUUGACCAUCUCAAGGCCCUGGACCUGUCAGUGGUCAAGGGCGCGAUGGAGACCCGGCAUAUCGGUGACGGUGUUAUACUGGAGGGGUUUAAACUAGGAUGUAUCUUAGCCGUCACUUUCGACAACCCAAAAUCUCUUGACAACCUUUGGACUCUCCAUGUCAAAAACCGCCUGUCAGCAGCCUUCCAGGACAUGAUUGUUGACAAGGCGUUGCUACGGGCAACGAACACGGUGAAGAUUACACUCCGCGCUAAACUAUGGGAGGAUGAGUACAGGAACUGCCAGGGAGAGAUGAAGGCGAGACCCACCGGGCGAGUGAAGCUGAAGAGUCAAGAAAGCGACUUGGCCAUGGUCCAACGAGUACAAGCACACUGCAAAAAGAUGUCAGAGGUCAUUCUUCAAGCACGUGACAUGGAGAGCAAAUUUGAGCACGGACUGGGCGAGUUCAUGCUUACUGUCAAACGCACGUUCCCCCAGUCCACCACAGUCAUACGCAACGUGAAGGAAUUCGAAACCAACGUCAAGAUGGCUAAGGGUGUGCAGAAGGGAGGAUUUGACAACAUCGACCAUUUCUUCACGGCAGUCGAGUUUUUCCGCAAGGUAUUUCUCGAAGUUGAGAAAGAACUCAUCCACCCACUGUGUCAAGUGAGGGCGCUGUGUGAGAACGACAACCAACAGAACCUUAAAAAGACAAUGAAGAACGCAUGCGCAGAGGUCCUGGCCAUUCUCAAGCCGGAUGCAGACCUUCAGAAAAUUCGCCACAAGGAGUGGGGGCCUAAAGUCUUACAGCGGGAGCAGGGCCUCUUCUACGGACUCAUCAGUCUCAUACCCAUCAGCUUAGACCGACUCACGACCAUUGACGUCAGCAUAGAUGAAUACGUCAACGAUUUCCCAGAAAUGGCUAGCAAAUGAUUCUUCGUUUAUUAUGUGAGAGGGGUUGGUUGUUUUUUUUUCUAUGGACACUUUGAAACUUGUACAUAUUAUUUCUAGCUUUAACCCUUCCAAUCCCAGCCAUUUUUGUGCACUCCCUAACCCCAGUCAUAACCAAUACAGCAGUAUUUCAGUAAAAUAAAAAAAAGAGGCAUGCCUUCUAAAAAGUGAUGUACAUGUUGUAUCAUUGUAAUGAGGUUUAGAUAAUAACAUAUAACACUGUUUAAAGGUUAAUGAUCAAUAAAUAUUAUGAAAAUUAAA